This is a messenger RNA of Centruroides sculpturatus (bark scorpion), 2441 nucleotides long. Its product is annotated as NCK-interacting protein with SH3 domain-like. NCBI's taxonomy places the organism in Eukaryota, Metazoa, Arthropoda, Arachnida, Scorpiones, Buthidae. The record is from RefSeq and is a predicted model, not a curated record. Bases 83 to 2071 code for a protein of 662 amino acids. Gene Ontology annotation, biological process: endocytosis. The transcript has 11 exons. Gene Ontology annotation, molecular function: Arp2/3 complex binding; protein binding.
UUUUGUAAUCGACAUAUCUGCGUCUGCUCUCAGUGAUCUGCUAGCAGCAGAUGUGGACGUUAGUGCUGGUCUUUUGAUAUAGAUGGCUAGACUUAAAGUUUGUCGUUCUCUGUACAGUUUUUGUUCUCGUUACAAAAACGUGUUAGAUUUUACUGUAGGAGAAAGAUUUGCAGUGUUGGAAGAGAAUAACGAUGAUGAAAAUUGGUGUUAUGCUAUCAAUAAGCAGGGAAAUAUUGGUUACAUUCCAAAAUCAUACAUAGAGAUGGAACAGCUGACAAUGGUAGAAGCAGUGAAUUUUGUAGAAGAUAUUCUGAAAUUAAUUCCAAAAGAAAGUGAAGACGAUAAAACUAAUAAACAGAAAAAAUUUUUGAUGCAGUUAAUAGAAGCUUGUAGGAGUUAUCAUCUGCAGCAAACAACUAACUCGUGCAGUAUGCAAAUGCCACACAAGAUGACAAAUGUUCAACAGGACGAUGGUUUGACGUAUGCUGAAUGUAAGCAAGAAAAUGUAGAACCAAAUACUCUGUACAAUCUGACAGAAAAUAUAGUAAAAAGUAAGAUCAUAAAUGAAGAUCAGUGUGAAGAAAAAAUAGGAAAUUUGUUUAAUAAUCAAGUUAAUUGUUCAAGUGAAGAAACUAGUAAAAUCAAUGAAAAUGGUACAAAAGAUGAUUACAUUUUAGAAGAUAAAUGCAAUUCAGAGAAUAGUUUAAGUACAGUUGAAAGAGAAGUUAUAGAAGAAAUUUUGAAGAAUGGCUUGGACAUGCCUGUCGAGAAUUGUGUUUUGCCCGAACUACGGGAUUGUGGAUCAGUUACCGACAGCACAAAUGAUUUUAACUGUGUUGUUCCUGCAUCUCUGGUACCUGCACUCAUAGAGCAGAUUCGUAGCUGUACUGACUUAAGUUACAAAAAAUCACAAGUUGCAGUAGCAACAGUAUUAAGUUGUUUUAAAAAAGAAUUACCUUUGUUAUCACCAAUAUGGUUGCAAAUGGAGGAAAAUCUCAGUAAAUGUCAGGAGGACAAAUCAUCCCUCAUUCAUGGAGAAGAUAGAAAAAAGCUUGAAGAAAUAUUCAGACAGUUAUGGUAUUGUAGAAAUGAUGAACAACAACGUAGUUGGCCCGUGCACGAAGAUGAAGCAAUUAUUAAAGGCCUUUUAGAAGAAUUAUACAGAAUAUUACUAGAUGCAGAUCCAAGAAUAACUUGUGAAGCAAUUCAAGUAAAUGAUUAUGAAGCUCUGCAUCUUCUAGUCACAUAUUAUCAGAUGGAACCACGAAGAACAUUGAGAAUUGCAAUGCUGCAGAUAUUUAUAGGACUCUGUGAAUUGGAUCAGAAUGUUAUUGAUCAGCUAUUGAGUUCUAUCCUACCAAUGGAAUUAGCUAGAGAUAUGCAGAGUAUUAAUGAUGAUCUGAAAAGACUUCAAUAUUCAGCCUAUUUGUUGACACUUCUGUUCUGUACAGGGCAGCAACCAUCUAAUUGUGUUUAUGAUUAUAUAAAUGAAAAAUUUCUGGAAUUUCUGCUGGAUAUGAUAGAAGAAUCUGAUAAAGGAGAUGAAGAGAAAGAAGCAGUUGGAGAUCAGUGUUUAGCUGUACUUUUAGCAUUCAAUCAACAUCAUAAAACUGCAAAUGAAAAUCCAGUACUCUCUUUUAUUGAAUCUAGAAGAGACGCUAAAAUUCUUACUGAAAAAUUAAUGUUGCUGAUCAAUCGAGAACAUGAUCCUACCAAGCUGUUGAAUUACUGUGUAAAUACUCCAAAUUCUGUGAUGAAAAUGUUAAGUGAUUUAUUUUCAAACUCAAAAACUGUACAGUUAUUUUACUUAAAUGAUACAAAAGUCUUGAUCGAUAUAAUUGUUCGCCAACUGACCGAUCUUCCACCGGGCGAUAACAGGCGAUAUUGUUAUCUGAAUCUCGUCAGUAAUAUAAUCAAAAACUCGAGUUAUGACGAACAUUUACACCAAAGGGAAGGUUUGCAGAAAUGUUUCAAUGCAAUUCUUCAUCAAGAUGAAGCAAAUGCGACAGACAGAAAUAUUGUCAGGGAACUGAUCACAGAAUAUCCAGAUUGGUUCUCCCUUACACGGUGACCACUACCAACAAAAAAUAUGCAUCAUACAUUAUGGUGCAUAAUUUCCAUGCAGCUCUUGCAUCUUUUUGAAAAUUUGACUUUAUUAUACAGGCUUGUUUAUAGAAUCUAAAUGCGAACUUUUGAACUUUUUCUAGUCAGAUAACCAUGUAUAUAAAGAAAAUUAGAAGAGACAAUAUUUUAUUUAAUGAUUUUUAAAUUUGUUUUCAUUAUUAUUUAGUAUUAUAUAUUUUUUGACUAUAUUUACAAGAUAUUUACAUAAACAUUACCAAAGAUGAUUAAUUCAAUAUUAUUUCCAAAAACGAUAAAUGUUAACCUACUUUCCAUUACAACCUAUGUAUAUUAUCUAUCAUGUAAAUAAAUUACUCUGA